Messenger RNA from Chlorocebus sabaeus (green monkey), 1368 nucleotides. The record is from RefSeq and is a predicted model, not a curated record. Lineage: Eukaryota; Metazoa; Chordata; Mammalia; Primates; Cercopithecidae.
CAAGAGUGGGAGAAGAGCGGAGCGUGUGAGCAGCACAGCGGCCUCCUCUCCUCUCCUCACCUCGCUCUUGCAGCCUACCUUUACCCGCCCAUCUGCCCGGCACCCAGAAUACCUUCCACCAUGACCACCUCAGCAUGUUCCCACUUAAAUAAAGGCAUCAAGCAGGUGUACAUGUCCCUGCCUCAGGGUGAGAAAGUCCAGGUCAUGUAUAUCUGGAUCGAUGGUACUGGAGAAGGAGUGCACUGCAAGACCCAGACCCUGGACAGUGAGCCCAAGUGUGUGGAAGAGUUGCCUGAGGGGAAUUUCAAUGCCUCUAGUACUUUACAGUCUGAAGGCUCCAACCGUGACAUGUAUCUCAUUCCUGCUGCUAUGUUUAAGGACCUCUUCCGUAAGGACCCUAACAAGCUGGUAUUGUGUGAUGUUUUCAAGUACAAUUGAAAGCCUGCAGAGACCAAUUUGAGGCACACCUGUAAAUGGAUAAUUGACAUGGUGAGCAACCAGCACCCUUGGUUUGGCAUGGAGCAGGAAUAUACCCUCAUGGGGACAAAUGGGCACCCCUUUGGUUGGCCUUCCAACGGCUUCCUAGGGCCUCACAGUCCAUAUUACUGCAGCAUGGGAGCAGACAGAACCUAUGGCAGGGACAUCAUGGAGGCUCAUUACCAGGCCUGCUUGUAUGCUGGAGUCAGGAUUACAGGGACUAAUGUUGAGGUCAUGCCUGCCCAGUGGGAAUUUCAAAUUGAACCCUGUGAAGGAAUCAGCAUGGGAGAUCAUCUCUGGGUGGCCCAUUUCAUCUUGCAUUGUGUGUGUGAAGACUUUGGAGUGAUAGCAACCUUUGAUCCUAAGCCCAUACCUAGGAACUGGAAUGGUGCAGGCUGCCAUACCAACUUUAGUACCAAGGCCAUGCGGGAGGAGAAUGGUCUGAAGUACACUGAGGAGGCCAUCGAGAAACUAAGCAAGCGACACCAGUACCACAUCCUCGCCUAUGAUCCCAAGAGAGGCCUGGACAAUGCCCGACGCCUAACUGGAUUCCAUGAAACCUCCAACAUCAACGACUUUUCUGCUAGUGUAGCCAGUCGUAGCGCCAGCUUAUGCAUUCCCCAGACUGUCAGCCAGGAGAAGAAGGGUUACUCUGAAGACCGUCGCCCCUCUACCAACUGCGAUCCCUUUUCGGUGACAGAAGCCCUCAUCCACACGUGUCUUCUCAAUGAAACAGGUGAUGAGCCCUUCCAGUACAAAAACUAAGUGGACUAGACCUCCAGCUGUCGAGCACCUCCUAGUUCUUCAUCCCACUCCAACUCUUCCCCCUCUCCCAGUUGUCCCAAUUGUAACUCAAAGGGUGGAAUAUUAAGGUCUUAAAAAAAAUAAUGG